Molecule: messenger RNA, 3938 nt
Organism: Engraulis encrasicolus (European anchovy)
Lineage: Eukaryota; Metazoa; Chordata; Actinopteri; Clupeiformes; Engraulidae
Product: toll-like receptor 5
Exons: 1
Coding region: 1402-3345 (647 amino acids)
Molecular function (GO): protein binding
Source: RefSeq, a predicted model, not a curated record
GUUAGGGCGUCAGACUUGCAUCCCAGAGGUUGCCGGUUCGACUCCCGACCCGCCAGGUUGGUGGGGGGAGUAAUCAACCAGUGCUCUCCCCCAUCCUCCUCCAUGACUGAGGUACCCUGAGCAUGGUACCGUCCCACCGCACCGCUCCCCAUGGGGCGCCACUGAGGGCUGCCCCCUUGCACGGGUGAGGCAUAAAAUGCAAUUUCGUUGUGUGCAGUGUUCACUUGUGUGCUGUGGAGUGCUGUGUCACAAUGACAAUGGGAGUUGGAGUUUCCCAAUGGGCUUUCACUUUCACUUCAAGGCAGGUUAAGAUGAUAGAAACGCCUCAAAUCUCAGCUUGCCUUUUUAGCUUAAAAAAAGAACCUGUUUGACGUCACUGUGAAAUUUUCUAAUCCCAGGUCCAGAAUAUAGUGCAGAGCCACAGCACACCUGUGAGUAGGGUUUUAUGUGCCUUUCAUGUGCUCUGGUAAGUACAUAUUAUGCAGUCUCGGCAACUCAAAAUCAAUCAAUGGGUUGUCCAGUGGAAAAGGCGUUAGUUCAUGUGUGCUUCCCAUGUUACCAUUUACCAUGAUUCUCAGAGCACAUGAAUGCACUAUUACUUUUAACCUCCUGAACCUGAGAUUGACACAUCUAAUGAUGACCACACUUCAAGCAGGAUAGGGUUGAAAGAACCAAAAUCCUUUUCAUGUUUCUGGAAAAGAAAACCCAGCCUUCUUAUGUGCUUUUGUCAACCUUUGGCCCCUUUACAAUGGUGCAAGACAUCAUGCAAAACAGUAAAUCAUUUGCAAUAGUAAAUAUUUAGUUAAUCCGAAACAAACGUCAUUGGAUUUUUUGACGGGAAACCCCUUUAUUGUGUCACAGGGUUUGUUAAAAUCUCCAGAUGCCGUGUCAACAUAAAAGGCACUGUGCUCUACAGAGUAGCACAACACAACACAGUAAGGACAGGAAGAAGAGGUAGGCUAUGUCCAUUUACAUUAAUGUUGCAAAGUAAAACUAUAUUUGCCUGAAAAAAGAUGUUAAAGCUACAAUAAUUAAAUGCAGUAUUUGACCAUCCUAAGUACUGUGCAUGUUGAAAGUGGACUACGCCCUCAUACAGAACAAUAGAGGAAGGGGCCUCGUCCCUGAACUUACUUUGUAUGUUUGAACGUGAGUGGUGGAAGGCAGCACUGCAAAUUCAGUCAAGUUGAUGAACCACUUAAACAACUUUGGAUAAUUACUCCGUGUUGCUUUCAUAGUUUUUUUUUUACAUGCUGCUUUAUGAAAUAUGACUUCAUAGCUAUUUAGGUUGAAAUGCAUGUUUUCUAAAAUGUGUAUAUUAUAUUGGUAAUAUACUGUAUGAACUAGACAUUUUGGCCUAAUAUCACAUACAGGUAUUUGACAUCUUUUUCCUUCUAUUUCAGAAUGAUUACAAGCGGCCCCAUAUUCACCCUUUUACUUGGGGCUUCUAUAUGUCUUUUCAUGGCACAACACAGUCACCAAUGCCUUAUAUACCAGCACUGGGCAAUCUGCCGUGGAAGGUCUCUAACUCAAGUGCCACAACUACCAUCCAGUGUGACGCAUCUGGACCUGAGUAUGAACCACCUCCGUCACCUCUCUGAGGACUCUUUUGAAGGAAUGGAAAGCCUUGUGUAUCUCGACCUUGGCUCACAGCUCUUGGGACAACUUUUCAUCCAGAAUAACACUUUCAGAGGAUUGCAGAACCUCACACAUCUUCACUUAGGAGACAACAGGAAGAUACACUUUGAGGAGGAUGCUUUUCAGGGACUGACUAAUCUCCACACUCUAAUUUUGUUACAUUGUGAUUUAGAUAAGAGCAUUCUCUCGGGUAGAUACCUGAAACCUCUGGUAUCACUUCAGGAGCUUGAUCUCUACGGCAACCAAAUAAAGAGCUUUGAGCCAGCCAUGUUCUUCCGGAAUAUGACAGAUCUCAGGGUUCUAGAUCUUUCCCUGAACCGUGUAAAAUCUAUUUGUGAGAGAGACUUCGCUGCCCUUCAAGGCAGACACUUCCGCCAGUUUAGACUGUCUUCUGUUCCCCUGACUGAAAUGAAUCCGUCAUAUUUUAACUGGAAAGAGUGUGGGAACCCUUUUAGAAACAUGUCUUUUGACACCCUUGAUUUAUCACUGACUGGACUCAGCACCAGCAAGGCCAUUCUUUUCCUUUCUGGGAUUCAGGGUACUCGCAUUAACCAUCUCGUCAUAGGUCCAAACAUCAUAGGUUCAGGAUUUGGGACUAGCAACUUUCAAGAUCCAGACCGGCACACCUUUGAGCCUCUUAAGUUCAGUGGUGUUAAAUCCAUUGAUUUAUCAAAAAAUUUCAUCAGUGUGGUCAAGCAUGGCAUUUUCACACCACUGUCUGCUUUGGAGAACAUAACAAUGGCAGGCAAUAAAAUAAACCGCAUAGAUGUAAAUGCAUUUCAAGGACUUUCAGACUUGCAAAGGCUAAAUCUGUCACAUAAUCUCAUAGGGGAAAUUUAUGCCAGUACUUUUAGGAGUCUCCCCAAUCUUAGAACGCUCGAUUUGUCACAUAAUCAUAUUGGCGUCCUCCAGUACGGCGCCUUCUCUGGACUAAAUUUGCUCCUGCUAGAUCUCACUGGCAACUCCUUGUCCUCAGUGCACAGUAUCUCCCCACUGCCAAGCUUACAGGAACUGUAUCUAGAUGACAAUAAAAUUGCAACUGUGUACGGACUACAGAAGGCUGCCAAGAGCGUAACCACCAUCUCCCUCAACAACAACAGACUGAGGAACGUGGAAGACUUGUAUACCAUACUAGCUCAUUUCCCCAAUGCCACUCGAAUCAGUGUCGCCGACAACUCAAUCUCCUUCUGCUCUGGUGGGCCAGCAGGCAGACCAACGAUACCAUCUAGUUACAGAGUGAAGGAGCUGUUUCUACAAAACAAUAACUUGGAUUCAGUGUGGGAAAAAGGGCAAUGUCUUGAUUUAUUUGACCAGCUUGGUGAACUGUCAUCUCUGUCGCUGAGCUCCAAUCGGCUGGAGACUCUCCACGAGGGUGUUUUUAAGGGGCUGUCGUCCCUGCACAGUUUGGACUUGUCCAAAAACUGUCUGACCCAUCUGCCUCAGGGCAUACUUCCGACGAGCCUGAGAACCCUGGACUUGUCCCAUAACUUCCUCGGCAGUCCAGAUCCGGAUGUCUUGCGGUUCCUCAAUGCUGUUGACAUGAGAAAGAACCGUUUUGUGUGUGACUGUGACUUGGGGCCCUUUGGACAGUGGGUCAAGCAGAGCAACACAACUUUGCUCACUCCUGUUUCGCAACUCCAUUGCGAGUUUCCCAAAAACCUACGCGGUGUCGCAAUCACAAACUUCACAACAGAGUCAUGUGACCGGUGAACGUCCAACUGUCCCUGCAACCGGAUUUGCAUUUGUUUUUUGUCUGUUGAUGUCUCUGACCUGAGAUUGCAUUGUUGUGGUCACCAGGGCAGGGGAUGGCAAAGUGAAGCGGAAAGACACUUUACUUAAGAUAUAUUAUAAAAAAGUAUAAAUCAAAUAAAAAUUGAGUGAUUGAAGAUGCUAUGAUGAUUGAUUGGUCGGUUGUGUGCAAAGCUCAGUGACCGCCUCAGGCUACUUACUCAUGAAAGCUAGGCAAGCAUGGAAUAAAAGAGUAAAAUGCAUAAUGUUUUAUUAGUACAGAUCUGCUCAUCUUACAUGAAUAUAAUUUUUUUUAUUUAAUUGCCAUUUAUUGGGAAAACUUAUAUGUUAAACUUAUCAAGUCAAGUAGGUUUUAUUGUCAAUUUCUUUACAUGCACUGGUCAUACAAAGAAUUUGAAAUUACAUUUCUUGCUUUCCCAUACAGACAUAGACUAAUCUAGGUAAGGACAUAGACAGUAUAGACAUAGACAGUACUUAUACAUGGACUUAAGACAGUAUGGACAUAGACAGUGCUCAUACAGACAUUUAAAGUGCAAGACUGGACAACAGAAGAC